This is a messenger RNA of Meloidogyne enterolobii, 663 nucleotides long. The record is from the annotation of a GenBank genome assembly. Lineage: Eukaryota; Metazoa; Nematoda; Chromadorea; Rhabditida; Meloidogynidae.
AUGUUAUCAGAUAAAGAAAGAAAUGAUUUUUUUAAAGCAUUGAGAGAAAUGAAAAAUAAAGGAGGUUUUGAUUAUAUAGCUUUAAUACACAGAUUAGCAUUCGUAAAUGGAGGAGCUCACAAUGGACCUGCUUUUUUCGUUUGGCAUAGGGAAUAUCUUAAAAGGUUCGAGAUUCUGCUUCGAAAAUAUAACCCAACCCUUGGCCUACCCUACUGGGACUCUACUUUGGAUGGUCGAUUGCCAAAUCCGGCAGAUUCUAUUCUUUUCACUAAAGACGGAGAUCCUUACAUUACACGUGAUGUUGGCAAAGUUGGAAGGUGCUUUACAGAAUAUGAUGUUUCCCGGACCCUGUCACAAACAAAAGUGGAAAGAAUACUUGCUUAUACCUCCGCAAGGCGUGCCUGUCCAAUAAAACCGGAAUGGGAUGCUUUUGAAAUCACUCAUGGACAACCACACUUAUUUAUUGGUGGGGACAUGGCUACAUUUAUCCCUAACAAACCUGGAAAUGACCCUAUAUUUUAUAUGCAUCAUUGUUUUGUUGAUUUGGUUAACUUUAUAAAUUUUAAAGAUUAUUUUAUUCGGGACUCUCGUAAUAACUUCACUCGAAUAUACUGUAACUCUCGUUAUACUUCUCCCAAUAAAAUCUACCAUAGUUAUCAUUAA